GAAGUAGUCUGAAUACUUUCCGAAUACUCUGUAUUAUUUAUGAACUUCACCCCUUCGCUGUGCCAUUUGGUACAUUCCAACCCCUCUCACUUGUAAUUGACUCCCCCUGUGUGUGUUUUGGUAUGUUCUAACCCUGUCUCCCCCCAUGUAGAGGGUCAGUUGGACCAUGCCGUUCUGCUGCAGGUUAUAAAGGAGCAGCAGGAGCAGCAGAAGAGACUGUUGGACCAGCAGGAGAAACUACUGGCUGUCAUACAGGAACAGCACCAGGAGAUGCACCCCAAAAAGACAGAUGAAGCUCCAGAGGCUGAUGCAGAGAAGGGAGUACAGGAGGAGGGGGGAGCAUCCAAGCCCAAAGACCCAGAUCAAGAUGGCCCUGCCCUGGCCUCAGACGCCAAGGAGCCCAACGGAGCAGGAGCUGGAGCUCUACAGGCCGGAGGGGCCGAGCAUCACGUCCAGCCCCAGAAUGAGGUCCUCCCUGUGGAGAAGAGUGCAGAAGAGCAGGUCGUGAAAGUGAUUCUCCCCGUGAUCCCCAAGGAAGUAGUCCAGGAAGUCCCUAAACAGGCGAUUGUGGCAGGAGUAGCAGUGGUGGCAGGGGCACCGUUGGAGGACCCUAAGGAGAGGGAGCUGGGAGCUAGAGGGGUACCGCUGGGUCAGAAGGUGGCAGAGGGGGUGAAAGUAGAACCAGACCAGCCCAAACACAGAAAGGAGCAGCCACCACCUGCUAAAGCUGAGGACGGGCCAGGGAAAGGAUCGGUAGAGGCAGUAGACAAGGACAAGGAGAGGAUGGAGAAAGAGACACUGGAGGAGGACAGGAUCAAUAGAGAGGUGCAGGCGAGAGUGGAGAAGGAACGGUUAGAGAGGGAGAGGAGAGGGAAACUGGUGAGAGAGCAGGAGAUGGAAAAAGACCAAGUAAAGAAGGAGAAAGAGAGGCUGGGAAAGGAGCGAGCAGAGAUGGAGAAGGCGUAUAAGGAGAAAGCAGAGCGAGAGAGGAUCCAGUGGGAGAAGGAAAAGACUGAGAGAGAGGUGAUGGAGAGAGCGAAGAGGGGAGGAAGAGGGGAGGAACAGGCUCUGGCUGUAGCUGAGCCAGGACCUGUCGAACCAGGAGUAGUAGGAGGAGAACUAGGGGCUGUGAAGAAGAGUGGACGGGACCUGAAGGAGAGGGCAGCCGUCCAGUCAGACUCCAGGGACUUUGUGGAAGCCCAGCCCCAGGUGAUCCACGAGAAGGAGAAGGCCAGGGAUCAAGGAGACAUGGACCUGAGGAGGAGAAGGAGAGCCCUGGGGGUAAGAGGUGCUGGAGGGGCAGGGGAGUCCAGGGAGGGUGACCUGGAGCCCUUCUUGGACAUGGGGGGGUCAGAUCUCCAUGCAGCCCUGGGGGGAGCACUGGUACACACACGCCAGAUUAAACAGACCUCUGAGCUUGAGAGAGACGAGUAACUGGGACACGGCAUACACGCACAUGAAUACGGUAUAACACACUCACGGACCGUUGGGUUGGACUGUGCGAAUCCCUAUAUUUAAACAAACACACUCACAUAGUGGGUCAGACUGUGCACACACACACUGGGUCAGACUGCGCUAACCGUGUACACAUAUUCAUACUAAUCACAACGCAUACACACACUCUUUCUCUCCCCCACACAGUCAUGUACCGUGGAUCACACUAUAUUGCCUUACCACCUGUCUUCACAAUACCUGACCAGUACAGGAGGAGUGUGAGUGUGUGAGAUGCAUUGAUGUGAUAGGGAACAUUCUGGCUACGUUUACACAGGCAACCCAAUUCUGAUCUUUUUCACAAUUAUUGGCAAAAGAUCUGAUCUGAAUUGUGCUGCCUGUAUGAAUGCAGCCACUGUGUCUUCAUGUGACCUUAGUCUGUGGGCUUCUAUUACCAAAUACUAGUGCUUUCUUUAGUGCUCCUUCCAUGAUUCCAGAAGAUACAGGAUAAUAGUGAUGAUAAAGAUAUUGUAGCAAUGAUCACAUAUUAUUCUAUAAUAUGCUGUAUAAUGCUGCCAUAAAUCUAGUCUUUAUUAAAAGUAUAUUUGUAUGUAAAUGUUAACUUAUUUUUUGUUUUCUCUGGGGUGAGAUUUGGACUAGAAUGUAUGUUAAGCUAUGCAAUACCACAUAGUUUCCUUUUUUUCCUGUGUUUGAGAGAGCAAUGUACCAUCUAUCCAAUGACUUGUAUUUUAGUCAUUUUAAAUCCCUUGAUACUUCUAAGUGAUUUGCCGUUUUCAUUUGGGCUCUGGAAAGAUUACUUGCUGGUGUUUUUGUUAAGCCCAAUGUAUGUUGGUUAUUGUGUGCUGUAAAUAGCGUCUAUAUGUUCUCUGAACUGUAGCUAAAUGUCCUCGUGCUGGCUUUUACAUGUUCUUUGAACGCUUUCCAAAAAUAUUUAAUUGGGGAUCAAUUGGUUAGCUUCAGUGCUUCUUCCAGAUAAUUUGACUCUUGAUUUUGAAAACAAGAAUGUAGUGCUGUCGAAAUGUGUAUCCUUAUCAUACACAUACAGUACAAUUCCAAUAUGAUUUUAUAUGUAAGUUCUGAAUCCAUAACUCUGUGAUUCUACAUUCCAUGUUCUUGUGCCUUACAUGUGCUUCAGCAGUGUUUUUUUGUGACUUAAAAGGAAUAUGGUUCUUUUGUUUUGUCAUAUCCUGUGUGUGAGGGCUCCACUGCUUUGUGCCUCUAUCCCAACUUGGGGUGAAAUUAAUGGGUCGAAGUGAACAUCUUUAUGCCUGUAUUGAGAUGUAAAUGUAGAAUUUCCAGAACUCGAGUGCAAUUAGUCGUCAUCUCUCGCUCUCUAUUCUUGUAGCAUUUGAAACAGUGGCUUGGACUUCUACAAUGGUGCCCUGUGAUGUGGCUACCAUAAGAACAGUGAAUGAAAUGGACUUCAUAGAGGGAGGACAUCAACAGUGGCUUCAUAACUGCUCAUGACUUCUUUAGAGUUAUUUAAGUCUGGGUCGACUCAUAUUUCUGAAAAUGUCAAAAUAUGAAAUGUUGGUUGUCAAUGUGUGUUGUGUACAUUAAAGAAAGAGACCCCAUACA
Messenger RNA from Salvelinus sp. IW2-2015, 3030 nucleotides. Lineage: Eukaryota; Metazoa; Chordata; Actinopteri; Salmoniformes; Salmonidae. The record is from RefSeq and is a predicted model, not a curated record.